AUGAUCACUUAUACAAAUGUUUCUCCCACAGGAAUCAUUGAGCGUGGAGGAGGCUCCAUGCAGGAGGGGGUGGGGCGCCUGAGGGGCGACGCCCCCCCGACGGGCGGUCUCUUCUCCCUCAGCGACGCUCUCUUCUUCUACCAAACGGGGCUGGAGAGCCUCGUGGACGAUGCGGUGACUCAGCGCUUCUCCUCCGAGGAACUCAACUCCUGGAACCUGCUGACCAGAACCAACCAGAACUUCCGAUACAUCAGCCUGCGCCUCACGCUGUUCUGGGGGGUCGGGGUGUUCGUCCGCUACGGCCUGCUGCUGCCCUUCAGGGUCACUCUGGCUGUGAUUGGUCUCUCCUGGCUCGUCAUAGGAACCGUUCUGGUGGGGCUGCUGCCGGAGUGCAGUGGGAAGAACUGGCUGAGUGAACUCGUCCAUCUGACCUGUUACAGGGUAUGUGCCAGAGGACUGUCAGCCACCAUCCUGUACCACAACAAAGAGAAUCGCCCUCAGAAAGGAGGGAUCUGCGUGGCCAAUCACACGACGCCCAUCGAUAUCGUGAUCCUGGCCAACGACGGCUGCUACGCCAUGGUGGGUCAGGUGCACGGGGGUCUGAUGGGGGUCCUGCAGAGGUCCAUGUCCAGGUCCUGUCCUCACGUCUGGUUCGAGAGGUCGGAGAUGAAGGACCGCCACACCGUCACCAACAGGUACGACUGA
This is a messenger RNA of Notothenia coriiceps (black rockcod), 705 nucleotides long. RefSeq names its product glycerol-3-phosphate acyltransferase 3-like. The transcript is spliced from 6 exons. Gene Ontology annotation, cellular component: endoplasmic reticulum. NCBI's taxonomy places the organism in Eukaryota, Metazoa, Chordata, Actinopteri, Perciformes, Nototheniidae. The record is from RefSeq and is a predicted model, not a curated record. Gene Ontology annotation, molecular function: glycerol-3-phosphate O-acyltransferase activity. Gene Ontology annotation, biological process: triglyceride biosynthetic process. Bases 1 to 705 code for a protein of 234 amino acids.